Messenger RNA from Rubroshorea leprosula, 935 nucleotides. The record is from the annotation of a GenBank genome assembly. Lineage: Eukaryota; Viridiplantae; Streptophyta; Magnoliopsida; Malvales; Dipterocarpaceae.
UGUCAGCAACUUUCAACAUGGCAGACCGCUCAAGGAACAACCUGCCUUCUGGUGCAAAACCCACCAGGCAUGCAGCAGCUCCAUCCAUCACCUCAUCUCCGCGAUCUCCUUGUCCCCACUGCCCCCGGCUGUUUGACUCCCCUCAAGCGCUCGGCGGGCAUCAGAACGCUCACAAACACGAGCGAGCAGCUCAGCGAAACUUGCCGGCCACUCAUCAGCAGCAAUACCAAGCAGCUGUGUUUUUUAACGUGUGGCCGGAACACAUCCAGCCGCCCAUAAUCUCAUCUCCGCUAUUUCCUUGUCCCCACUGCUCCAGGCUCUUUGACUCCCCUCAAGCGCUCGGCGGGCACCAGAAAGCUCACAAACGCAAGCGAGCAGACCCUCCGGCCACCCACCAGCAGCGAUACCAUCCACUUCCUCUGUUCCCUGCUGAUCAACAUCAACAACACACCUCAUCGAUACCAUUUCCCCACUCUCCGGGCAUGGACCAUACCGCGGAUGCAGCCAGGUUUGUUAACGUGUGGCCGGAACCCAUCCAGCCGCAGCAGCACCUUCCUUCCAGCUCGGUCCCUCAUCAGAGUUUUCUGGGCGUUUCGACUACUCCCGACGCUCUCUCCCCUACCACGGAUGUGGGUGAUUCUUCUGCCGAUAUUGAUCUAACCCCCCGCCUGUGAAGCAGGACGUUUCUCUUUUCUCUUAACUUCUUUCUUUUUCUGUUUCUGAAAGGAAAUGGAACGAGUUAAUGGGAUUUGAUGAGAAUGAAAGUGCUUAGGGCUAAUGGGAUUCUUGAAUCUCUUGUUUGGUGUUCGUUUCCAUAUGUUUAUGGGGUUUCAACUUUUUUUUUUUUUUCCUCAUCUUACCCAGUGUAAAGUGGAGGAUGAUGAUGAUGUAUGUUAGUUCCCUCAGCUUUGUUCUAAUAUAUCAAAGUAGUAAUU